Messenger RNA from Capsicum annuum, 3222 nucleotides. RefSeq names its product protein LONGIFOLIA 1. Lineage: Eukaryota; Viridiplantae; Streptophyta; Magnoliopsida; Solanales; Solanaceae. Gene Ontology annotation, biological process: regulation of monopolar cell growth. The coding region runs from base 199 to 3030 and encodes 943 amino acids. The record is from RefSeq and is a predicted model, not a curated record. The transcript has 7 exons.
CAUCUGUUCUUGGGUUCUGGAGAUUAUUUCUGUUACUCUGCAGCUACAUAUUAUUCUCAAUCUCCCAGUACCACAUUUGUGCUAAGUUGCUCUGACUACAUUUCUCUGUCUACCCCUGCAAGAAGCUUCUUUGUAGCACUGGAAGUGCACAAGGCCAUAUGAUUUUUGCCAAUUUUGGACUUUGAGAAAGCAACAAAAAUGUCAGCAAGAAUGCUAUCUUCUAUAACAGAGGACAACAACAAGAAAACUGGAUGCAUGAAUGGGUUAUUCCAAUUGUUUGAUAGACACCACUUCCUCAUUGGCAAACAUCUACAUGGUCAAAAUCACAAAAGGCUGCUCACAGGUGCCACGGACAGGAUGGAGACCAAAUGUACAAUGCAAUCGGCUACGGAAAAGACUCCAAGGGAGGUAGCCAGGAACAAAGUGACACACUCAAGUGAGUCAUCAUCCAAGGCUAACUCAAAACUUGAACAAAGUAAAACACCACAACAAGAACAACCUUUUUGCAGUCAAAGAAACUUACCCGAAUCUCCCUCGAAAAUUCUGCCAUACAAGCAACCAAGUUCCCCAUCUCAUUCUGGCCGGCAAUCACCUGAUUUUCGGGAUGUGGUCAAGGACUCGAUGCACAGGGAAGCCCGUAGUUUGUCUGUAAAAACUGUCACCAAAGUAGAAGGUAAAGUCCACGUGAUGAAGCACAUAGAUUCUCCAAGGCCAAUUCAGCAGUCAAACUGUGGGAAGCCAUCUGAUGGAACAAGGCCAGUAACUGCAAAGUUUCGUGAAGCACCUCGCAAUUCAAAAGAUGAUCUAAAGCAUGCACCAAGAGAUCAUCCACGUUUCUCUUACGAUGAAAGAGACUCAAGAGAAGCGAUGCGUUCAUCAAUGAGGAUAAAAGACCUUCCUAGACUGUCACUGGACAGUAGAGAACAGUCCUUCAGGAGCUCUGCAUCUGAAUCCAGAUCAAAUUUUCUUUUAGGGGAUCAUAAAAGAUCUUCCAGCGUUGUAGCAAAGCUGAUGGGAUUGGAAGCUUUACCAAAUUCCAUUCCCUCAAAUGAAGUCGAGAAAGUGAUACCUAAGUCUUUCUCUGCCAAAGAUUCUGUUACGGUAUCAACAAAAACAGCUGAAAAGAGCAAGAAUAAUCAAGUCACACGGUUCCCACAGAGUAAUGAAAAGGAUUUUGGCUCCCCAAGAAUGAAAUCUACCAAUUCAAUCAUGAGAGCAUCGUCAACUUCAAGGCUUCCACUAGAACCUGCUCCCUGGAGGCAACCGGAGGCCAGCAGAACCUCCCACAAGUCGUCGGCAAGAAAUAUAGAUGUGGAACUGUCAAUUAAGAGUCCCAAUAUAUCUUCCUCUGUCUAUGGUGAAAUGGAGAAAAGGAUAACUGAACUUGAGUUCAGAAAGUCUGGAAAGGAUCUCAGAGCUCUGAAGCAGAUUCUUGAAGCAAUGCAGAAGACAAGAGCAAGGUUAGAGGUCCAAACACAAGAGCAGGCAGACUCUGAUGCGAACUUGGAAAUAGUGCAGAAAAGGCAGCAAUGCAACCUGCUAUCACCAACUAUUAAGGGAACUCGCCCACCAAAAAGAGAGGAUACAGCUGACAAGAAAGCUUGGAAAGACGUGACACCUAGAGCGAAAAAUGUCAGAGAUUCUGGUUGGCAUCUUCAUUCACCAGACAGGAAGACCAAAGAAGGAACAUCAAGGGCAGUGCAAAAUUCAGCAUUACGUCAACAAAAGGAAGGAAGUUAUCCUGCAUUAGGAAGGAAUUCUGGAACUGUAAGUCCAAGAUCGCCUCAUAAGAAGAAGCAGUCUUUUCCGACCACAACAUCACCAGAAUUCAGCAAGGUUAGACGGCAAUCAAUUAAGCAAUCUAAAGAAUCAGGCUCUUCAAAAAGAAGACUGCAAGCAAAAGCCAACCAUCUGCUCCGAGUUGAUGAGGAAUUGAGUGAGAUCAGCAGUGGCACAAGAAAUUUCAGUGAGCAAAGUGAUGCAGCUUCUUUGCAAUCAGAAAGCAACAACAGUUUAAGCUCACAUACAGAGGGAGAAGUCACAAGCAGAAAUCUUUCCUUUAGUGUUAAUGCUAAAAGACUAGAGGACUCCAAAGACAAAAGUGACAUGAUGAGACUCAAUGAAUACAGACCAAUGGCUGAGCAUGCAAUUGCUACAAUUGAACAACCUAGUCCUGUGUCAGUGCUUGAUGCCGCAUUCUAUGAAGAGGAUUCACCAUCUCCCGUGAAGAAGAAAGCGACUGCCUUUACAGUUGAGGAUGCUGCAGAUAAGUUAUGGUACCUAGAUUACCAGGAUCAUUCACCUUACAGCACGAGGGUAGAUCUUGGCGUUGAGACCACCAAACAGAAGAAACUAGAGCGCAUUAAGGACCUCGUUCACCAGCUCAGACUACUGAACUCCAACCACGAAGCAAAUACAGACCAGCUUGGAUCCUUGAGCCAGAAUCAUAAUCCUGACCACAGAUACAUCACUAAAAUACUACUGGCAUCUGGCCUUCUCAAGGACGUGGACUCCAUCACCUCGUCCAUUCAGCUUCAGUCAUCUGGCCAUAUGAUCGAUCCGAAGUUGUUUCAUAUCUUGGAACAGACUGAGGAUCGCGUUAUGCCAGAAAAUGGACACAGUAAAAAAGGUGCUUGGAUGGAGUUUAAUCAGAAAAUGCACAGAAAGAACUUCUUUGACACAGUCGAUGAGAUACUUUCCCGUAAACUAGCUUCAGGAAGCUGCUUAUUACAGGGACGAGAUCGUUUAACUGCACAGAAGCUCCAGAAGGAAUUACAGUCAGACAUAGACCAACUCAAUGCUAAAAAGGUUAGCAUGGAGUCUGAAGAAGAUGAAUUGAUAAGUAUCCUAAAUGCUGAUUUGAGGCAGCAGUCAGACGAUUGGACAAAUGGUGAAAGUGAGAUUCCAUCGUUGAUUUUGGAUGUGGAACGAUUAAUAUAUAAAGACCUUAUUACAGAAAUAAUUAGUGAUGAGGCCAGAGAGCAGCAGAUAAGAAAAAGAAGGCAUUGCAGGCAACUGUUUACUAAUUAAAAGUUCGAGCUUAUGUGCUCCAUAUCUUUAUAAUAGAGUGCAGUCCUCUUCAUGUACAAAUUCAGUAUUAUAUGCUUGCAAAAGUGAGACAUAUAAGUAUCUCAAGUCAAAAUUCAAUCAGGCAAAUGGAAAGCAGAAAAAUAUGCUGUUUUAUUUGCAUAAAUAGACAUGGUUCUCUUUUUGCUUAUGUUC